Messenger RNA from Notothenia coriiceps (black rockcod), 369 nucleotides. Its product is annotated as seizure 6-like protein 2. The coding region runs from base 46 to 369 and encodes 107 amino acids. The transcript is spliced from 2 exons. NCBI's taxonomy places the organism in Eukaryota, Metazoa, Chordata, Actinopteri, Perciformes, Nototheniidae. The record is from RefSeq and is a predicted model, not a curated record.
CAUAAUGGUCUGGACAUUAGUGCCAUUCUCCACUGGCACCUUGCAAUGCACAUUUCCUACAGUCUUCUCAACCUGAACUGUUUCUCCCCUUUAACUCCAGCUGAGGUCUUGGAGCCCUGCAGUCACCCAGGAACGCCCACCUACGGGGUCCCCAGCUCCAACAAGAUCCAGUUCCAGGCGGGAGAGACCCUCCACUACUCCUGUCUGCCCGGACACCAGCUGCUGGGGGAGUCGGUUCUCCACUGUGUCCCUGGACACCCGUCCCAGUGGAGUGGGUUGCCACCUGUCUGCAAAGCCCACCCAGCUAAUGCUGAGCACAGAUUAGAUGGUAAGUCUUCACAAGAAGUUCAUGUUUCCUGCACGCCUUGA